AUGAUAAGUUAAGUAGUGUGUACAAAGAUCUCUCCUAAAAACUUAAUGGAUGGAUAGAGGAAAGAAUUAGUAACUCUAAGUUCACCUUCUCUUUAAAACGAAGGCAAUAAAAAUAAGAAAAUAGAAGAAAUGAAAGGAAGAACAAAUAAUAUUGUGCCUGAUUAUCUUCUUUUCCAAUUAUAUCGUUAUUAGAGAAAUCUGAAGCCACAGUUACACACCAUAAUCAAUAUUGCCUCUAUAAACAGUCCAAUCAACUAAGAUUCUUUUUAUUUCUUCAAAAAUAACUAGUUUCCUAAAUGAGCAAAUUUUCUUUUAUUCCUUUUAAUGUACUAAUGUUGUAAACUUGUCAGGAACCAUUUUUUUUUCUACUCUAUCCUUUCCCAUAAUACUUCCAUCUUAAUCUAUGUUAUAUACUUGGAGAACUAAGGAAAGAUUAGAGAUAGACAACGUCAUAUGAUUUUCUUUGAAUGAUACACAUUGUGCAUUCCUAAAUGGAAUAGGUUAAUAGUACACAUGAUGCGUUUUAUGACAUAAACAAAUUAAAAAAAACUUGAUCUUUCAUUUGUGAUCAGACAUGGACAAGAGUUGGAUUGCAUUGGGUAAGACACCUGAUGGAAGGAUGAGUCAGCCAUUUAUUGAUGGGGUGACAUCAUUUAUCAAAUUUGCAAUGGCAGUUGUUGACCAGGAAGGUGGUAUUGAUGCCUUAGUGGAAGAUCGAAUAAGAGGAGAACCCAACGAUGCACCCCAGAAUGAGGAAGUACAAACGUUUGAUAAACUAUUGAAUGAUGCCAAACGUGAGGUGUACUUAGGUUGCACAAACUACACUCUGUUGAAGUUUGUCAUCGAGCUGCUUAAUAUAAAGGUAACAAACCACUGGAGCAAUAAGUCGGUUAACACACUAUUGGAGUUUUUAACAAAACUUUUACCAAAAGAUAAUUUGGUUCCAAAGUCAUUUUAUGAAGCUAAGAAAAUACUUCGAGAUUUGGGCUUGUCAUAUGAGUUAAUUGAUGCUUGUAUAAAUGAUUGUGUACUCUUUUGGAAGGAAAAUGCAAGGUUAGAUAAAUGUCCAAAAUGUAAGGCAUCCAGAUACAAGAUCAAUCGUGGCAGGGGUAAGAAGAUUCCCCAUAAGGUGUUGCGGUACUUCCCAUUAACACCAAGGUUGAAAAGAUUGUACAUGUCAAGAAAGACUGCUGAGGACAUGAGAUGGCACAAGGAGAAACGUAUAGAUGACGGAGUAUUGAGACAUCCCGCCGAUAGUGAUGAAUGGAAGGAAUUUGAUGUGCAACAUCCUCAGUUUGCCCUGGAGCCUCGAAAUGUAAGGCUAGGGUUGGCUGUUGAUGGGUUCAAUCCUUUCGGGAACAUGAGCAACUCGUAUAGUUUAUGGCCUGUAGUACUCAUUCCUUAUAACUUGCCACCUUGGUUGGUUAUGAAAGAUCCCUUUCUUAUGAUGUCACUACUUAUUCCUGGAGAAUCACAACCAGGGAUCGAUAUUGAUGUCUACAUGAGACCUCUGGUGGAUGAGUUGAAUGAGUUGUGGGAAAAUGGUGCAUUAUCUUACGAUGCCGUAACUGGUGAGUCUUUCCAGAUGCGUGCAGCUUUGAUGUGGACUAUACACGAUUGGCCCGCAUUUGGUGACAUAUCUGGGUGGAGAACAAAGGGUCAUUAUUCUUGCUACACUUGCAAUGAUGAACCAUAUUUUCAAUCCUUGAAAGGUAAGACUGCAUACACUAACCAUCGAUGCUACUUGCCUCAAAACCACCCCGAAAGGCGAAAGAGUAAGGCUUACAAUGGUAAGCAUGAGAAGCAAAAGAGAUCUUUAAAGUUACCAGUGGAAAAGAUAUUAGAGCAAUUGGACAGAGUGACAGGUGUCACAUAUGGGAAGCAUCCAAGAAAUAAGAAAAGACUCCAUCAGGCACCAAAUUCGACAAAGGUAAGCAUCUUGUAUGAGUUACCAUACUGGAAGAAACGGAAGCUUCGACACAACAUUGAUGUUAUGCACGUCGAGAAGAAUUUUAGUGAAAAUACCUUUGGAACUAUGUUAGGCAUUGAUGGAAAGAACAAAGACACCGACAAAGCACGGAUGGACUUGGAAGAUAUGGGUAUAAGGAAAGAGUUGUGGUUAACACGUCAUCCUGAUGGAACUUAUGUCAAACCUAGGGCAAUCUUUUCAUUGACCCCUGAAGAGAGGGAGGGUUUCUUUGAAUUCUUGAAAUCAGUGAAGUUUCUCGGAGCUUUAAAAAAGUUUGUUACAAAACGAGCUCGAUCAGAAGGUUCAAUCGCAGAGGCUUACAUUGUCAAAGAGUGCAUUACUUUUUGUUCAAUGUAUGUUGAUGGGAUCGAAGCAGUGCAUAAUCGACCCGAACGAAAUCAAGAUCGUGGCGAACGUCACAAAGGGUUAACUGUAUUCACAGAAACUGCCCGUCCUAUUGGCCUAAUCACAAGGGAUGCUGAUAUGUCACAAGAAUAUCGUGAUAUGGCUUAUUGGUUCUUGUUGAACAAUAGCCCCGAGAUAGAGAAGUAUCUAGAGAUACAAAAAAAUCUAUUACGGACUCCAUCUGACCAAGGCAUAAUCCGUAUACAACAACAAGAGUUUCCCAAGUGGUUCAAAGAGCGGAUAAAUAUAUUGAGAGAAGAAAAGUCACCAGAAGCAACCAAUGAUUUAUGGUCAUUAGCAAAUGGCCCAAAUUUACUAGUAAAAGAGUACUCAGGUUGCAUAAUCAAUGGCGUACGGUUUCGUACAAGAGAAGUAGACAAUCGCCGUAACAGUCAGAAUAGUGGUGCGCUUACGGAAGGGGAUCAUGAGAGAGUGACGCAUGAAUUUUAUGGUCACUUGUGCAAUGUUUGGGAAUUGGAGUACAUGUGUCAUAACAAAGUUGUAUUGUUCCAGUGUGAAUGGUACAACAUAGGAAAUACAGGUCGAAGUAGAACAUUGCGAACCGAUGAUUAUUGCACAAGUAUUGAUGUCACAAGUCGGUGGUAUCAACACGACCCUUUUAUCUUGCCUAGCCAGGCUAAGCAAGUCUUUUACCUAAAUGAUACCAAAUGGGGACAACCUUGGCAAGUCGUUCAACGAGUGCAACAUAGGGGUGUCUUUGAUGUACCAGAGGUAGGCGAUGGAGAAUCAUUACAUGAACCAGAAGAAAACGAUGUGUUCCAACAAGAAACUAUUACCGAUGUUGUUCCAAUUGACAUCGGCCCUAAUGUUCAAUGUUAUAGAGAUGGUGUUGAAGCAGAAGUUGUUACAAGGGUUAGGUUAUCUGAUGAAACAAUGAUACAGAAAAGAGCUGACAAACAAAAUGAAGAGUGUGACGAACCUGAUGUGGAUUACGAUAUGGAUCUUGAUGUAGACUAG
This is a messenger RNA of Camellia sinensis, 3352 nucleotides long. The record is from RefSeq and is a predicted model, not a curated record. NCBI's taxonomy places the organism in Eukaryota, Viridiplantae, Streptophyta, Magnoliopsida, Ericales, Theaceae.